AUGAGCGGCCGAAGCGGAUAUGGCAACGGAUACGGCUACAGCGAUUCGAGCCGGUACGAGCACGGCGAAAAUGGAUAUGGGGGUAACAGUAACCUGGGAGUGAACGGAUACGGCGGUCGAGGCGGUGCCAGCUCAUCGGCUUCAAGUCGGGAUCGCCGCCCCGGUGGCUAUGGUGGAUUUUAUCCGGAGGCUACUCAGCAGCCGUCUUUGUCGCCAAACCGGUCCCCGGAGCGCCGGCAUGACCGGUCAGAGCGAGAUCGACCGCCGGCCUCGUCGCAGUCUGCAUCAGCCUCGCGGUCUCGGACACGAGGCGGUGACUCGGCGAGGUCGGAAACGAGCUACCAGAGCUUUAGGGACGAGAGGCCUCGAGAGGGCCGACCUAGACAAGAUCAUUCGAGAGAUGCUGCGCGUUAUGCGGACAGUCGCAGUCGGGACCGGAACGCUCCUCCAGCCGCCAUGGUCAAUACUUCCGGGGAGAUCCAAUCGGUCGAAGCGGUUCUCCAGUCAAUCCAACGCGACUGGGAUUUCAUGACUGAUGCCGAAUGUAUUCCCGUCCACGUUGCUCUCAGUCUGAUGGACACGAGCACUUUGGGUAAGGCAGAGCGCGAGCCGGAAUUCCUGAAUAUGUACAACCAGAUCCAGCGCACUCUCAAAUCAAUCGUGAACGAACAUCACCAGGGAUUCAACAGUUCGAUUGGUACAUACCACAUGAUCCAGUCCAAUAUUUCAAGCUCCCAAGGUCGAGUUCGCAACCUCAGACAUUCUUUGGAGGAGGCCAAAUCCGGGUUAUUGUCAACCAAGCCAGAACUGAAAGGGCUGGCGACCUCUUCUCAAAAUUACGACGAUAUCUUGCAAUUGUUCACCCAGAUCGAGGAAAUUCAGUCACUCCCGGAGAAGCUCGAGUCUCGAAUUUCAGACAAACGAUUCCUUGCGGCUGUUGAAGUUCUUCACACUGGAUCACGCUUGCUACGUCGCUCAGAACUCGAAGAGAUUGGGGCUUUGUCCGAUAUCCGAGCCUAUUUCAGUAAUCAGGAGACUUCACUGACAGAAAUUCUUAUAGAGGAGCUGCACGAUCACCUCUAUCUCAAAUCUCCUUAUUGUUCAGACCGAUGGAAGGCUCCCGUCGGUGACGGCGAUACCAAUUCCUCAACUUGGGCAGGUAAUCGCUCUUGGGAACGACCUGUUUACAGCUUCUUAGCUAAAUUUGACCCAACCACGCCAAUGGUCGAAGACGCAUCCCGAAACCCAGAAGCUGACACAUUCUCCUACAUCCAGCUGUUGAUUGAAGCUCUUAAUAAGAUGGGCCAUCUCGACACCGCUGUUGAUCGAAUCGAACAGCGACUCCCGGUUGAGCUAUUUGCAGUGGUUGACAAGACAAAUGCUGAAGUGGACAACCGGUAUCCGACUCCGAACCGUACAUUCUCAUCUCACGACAAUCAACUCAAGUCCAACCUGCCGACAGAGACCAUUGAGAAACGCGGUCACGUGCUGUCUGAAUUCCUAUGGGCCCUUUACGCCAAGUUUGAAUCGAUCGCCGAGGGCCAUCGGGUUGUGCAUGACGUUGUUGCGGCCAUUGUGGAAAGGGAAGGCCUGGCAAAGGCCGAGACCCUUGGUGGUGGAUUUAAAGAAUUGUGGAAGCUGCUACAGAGCGAGAUUCGUUCUUUGUUGCACGACUAUCUCGCAACUGAUGGGGAUGGCUCUUUCGGAUCCAGAAGUGAAGAGGCGGAUGCCCGCCGAAACCUCUACGCGAGCCACCGUGAUAAGAACAAAAAGAUGUUCAAGCUAUCUGACAUUGAUCAGGGCUCUGAAAUGAAGGCCGAGCAGGAUGAGCUGGAUGAAAUUCUGAAGACGUCGGUCCCGGGAUUGGUUUCAAAGACGAGACAGAAGGCGGCUGCAACCGAUGUCGCCCAGUCUCGACAAGGAAACUCAGGGACUGGUCACAAGAUCCUCCUCGAGCCAAGCGUGUUCAACAUGCGGCUUCUUCUUCCACCUUCUCUCUCCUUUAUCCAACAUGACUUCAUGGUCAACGUUUUCCUUCCCCAAUUGGAUGAGACCGUGACAGACUUGUGCACACUCAGCUUUAUUGCUGCUGAUGCAUUUACCGAGGACUCUCAGUGGACCAAGGUCUCACCACGACCUAUCUUCAAGGGAACGGUGAAAUUCAUGUCCAUUGUGCGAGAGUUCAGCAAGAUGCUUUCGAGUAUCCCACACGACCAAGCAUUCACACAGCUUUUGAUCGACCAGAUUGUCACGUACUAUGACAAGUGCUGUGGAUGGUACAAAGCGAUGGUAACGAAGGUUUCCGCUCGCAACCGCGGAGGUGAGGUCCGGCUUAAAGCUGCAGCUUCCUUUGCCGAAACUGGUGAUAUCCACGAUAUUGUGGAUGAACUGUGGAAGGGAGCUGGGGAGAAGAAGCAAACGCUGAUCGAUACUGAAAUCGAUCUGCUUCUCAAGCGGACAGACCAGGUUCCCUUGGAGCCAUACGACAUUAUCUCCGACCCCAAGACGGUUGUGGCUCUAUCGCUCUUGUAUAAUAGCAUGCAAUGGCUCGGAAGCCAUCUUUCGAAGAUUCGGCUCGUUGUCGACUCGUCCACGGAACAGUCAUCGUCACUAUCCUCGAAUGGGCGGCCUUCUCGAAGAUGGACACUGUUUGGAGCGAUGAAGCCCAAGCACGACAGCAUCAAUAACCCGGUCUACCUCCCGCUUAAUAAUGAGACCGCGGCAGCUUUUGAUAAAACGUUGCAAUCAUUGCAUGGUCUCGGGUCUACCGCACUUCUGACAUUGCAUGUCGACAUCCGCUGCGGCAUCAUCCACAUGCUCACGAAGACCAUGUCGGGACCGAACCCUCCCACCGUUCGAAAUUCCGAGCCUGCCACACCGUCCCCGAGUACCACCGAAAAUUGGUGGCAUAUCAUUAUGAAUCAACCAACAGCGGCCUCUCCGACAAUCCUGGAGCUGAACAGCGAUUUAAUUGCCUUUGACACCAAUAUCUCUACCUACCUCGGAUCCUCCGAGCACUGGUUCAUUACAUCCGGCCUGGCCCGGUUCAUUGACCGGGUGUUUGUUGCUUGUACGAAGUACAUUGGAGCUAUGAACGAGAAUGGUGCCUUGCGCCUGCAACUCGAUGUGCUUGUUCUGCAGCAGAAUCUGAAGAACAUCAUCAUUGACCCGACUGCUGAUUCAUCCAGCACGAUCGAAGGGGUUUCCCACGAAAUUGUGGCCCUGCCCCGCAGCGCCAAAUUCCUGGACUGGUUCCUGGAGGGCGCCGAGAAGGCACUAGACUACUCCAAGGACGAAAAGGAUGCGUUCGCCGCCGAGGGGGAUCGCGCCUUGGCAGCAGGCAACGGGGAGCCGUUCACAUACGAUGAAUUGCGCGUGUUGGUGGAUCUUUGUUUCUCAGAGGUCCUGCGUGGUCCGCGAGGUGCGGAGAGUCGCGAGGACUUCAUGUCAUCCAAGAAGGCCAGUGCCGAUGCACUACUGCGCCUGAACGAGGUAAUGUGGGAUGCGCGAUAG
Messenger RNA from Penicillium argentinense, 3513 nucleotides. RefSeq names its product exocyst subunit SEC8. Gene Ontology annotation, cellular component: exocyst. The coding region runs from base 1 to 3513 and encodes 1170 amino acids. Gene Ontology annotation, biological process: exocytosis; Golgi to plasma membrane transport. The record is from RefSeq and is a predicted model, not a curated record. The transcript has 9 exons. Lineage: Eukaryota; Fungi; Ascomycota; Eurotiomycetes; Eurotiales; Aspergillaceae.